This is a messenger RNA of Pelmatolapia mariae (spotted tilapia), 1684 nucleotides long. It is a transcript of the gene map3k7cl, whose product is annotated as map3k7 C-terminal like. NCBI's taxonomy places the organism in Eukaryota, Metazoa, Chordata, Actinopteri, Cichliformes, Cichlidae. Gene Ontology annotation, cellular component: nucleus; cytosol. The record is from RefSeq and is a predicted model, not a curated record. The transcript has 5 exons. Bases 570 to 1013 code for a protein of 147 amino acids.
UAUUGCAAAGCCCAACACCAUCCGAGCGGUAUGACCGUGUCACUCAUAGCAGUGCCGCAGCUAUGGGCAUUUUUGCGGGCUAAAGUCAUGUCAUCUGAGACUUUUAAUUGGGCCCGGGCCGCCACAGGGGGACAGCGGACGGCAUUCCUCCACUGCCUGCGCCCUGUGUUGCUCUUCGCUGCGUGGCUCUGUGGAUAACAUGCACAUGCCUGCGCAAACAUGAGCUGCUGGAGUCCCUCUGACUGUCACUAAUGUAUUGACGCCUUGGCUACGUGCUGGAAAACGUGAACUUUGUUAAUUACAAAAUAAUAGAGUUAUAGUCUCAAGAUAGCGGAGGUAAGCUCUCGAAGAGACAGUGGUGCCAUCUUUGCUGGGAUUUGCGCAAGGGACGUGACGGCUGAGACGCCUUUCUUCUGAAGAGACCUCAACAUUGACCUCACGGGAAGCGGACCGAAUCGGUGUUGAGGACUCACACUGCUACCUGAUUUAAAACUUUAACACUGACUUUUCUGCAUCGAAUUCUUGCUGCUUCAGCUUUGUUGUGUGCCUGUGACCUUACAAAGGGAUAAAUGAUCACCUCAACCAGAAGAGUGUCUCCUGAUAAAUCUGAAGUUAGAAUUGCCUUCAGCCUUGAUGACAACUCAGAUGUCUCAACAGAUGUAAAAGAUGUGGAGGACCUCUCCCAGAAUUUCCCAGAUCUUGAACAGCGGCUACAGCCAGUGCCUCCUUGUGUGUCUCUGAGAGAGAGCGUUCAGGUGUACAAGGAACACUGCAGGAUGGCAAGAGAGUUCCACCAGGUCAAAAAUGAGAUUGCUGUGCUCGAGGAUCGCAAGCUCAAGUUGCUGGCGGAAAUGGUGGAGGAUGAGAAGGUUGCCAUGGAGAUCGCCCGUUUAGAGGAGGAGUUUCGGCGUCUGACAGAGGAGAACCGCACCUUGGUCACAGUCCAUAAAGAGCGUGCUAAGCAGCUGGAAAGGCUCUGUGUUAACAAUCGAACGAGGCAAGACUCCUCGUGACCUCGGCCAGAACCUAAGACCACCAGACUCUAAGCUGACACCAGGGCCAGGAACCAGGAACAAAUACUCAGCUAGUCCUCGUUUUACACAGCCACAGUCUGUGAAUCAGCUAAUUACACAGAAAGCUGUGGUUUCUAUUCAUGUCUGAGUCAUUUGUUUGAACCACAGACAUGCAGUUAUCAAGUUGUUUUAGUGAUUCCACCAAGCUAUUACACACUGCCAGUUAACUGGGUACUGCUUUGUCUCUAUAUGAUCAUGCAUAACCCUCCUGGUUGCUAGUGGAAAAUCUAAAAAUACAAUAUAUGCAUACAUAGUCAGUUGCUGUGACUCUGAUAUCUGUCGUAGGUCCGGUGGAGAUCUGCUGAGGGAGCCAAAGGUGGUACGAUGUGGUCCAAGUAUUUUAUUUAAGGAGUGUUUAACCUCCUCUCCCUCUCUCCUACACCCAGCUCAUGGAUGAAUGUUUCACACACUGUCAGGAAUCUGGAAAAUAUAAAUAUUUGUGAGGAACAGAAAUAUAAUGGGUGACUAAGUAUUUCACAGUAUAUGCUGCAACACAACACUGUAAGAGUUGUACAUUUUCUUUUUUUUCUUUCUUUUUUUUUUUUGAGGUAGUGUAUGUAGUAGAAACAGGGAAAUGUACAGCAUGACGAACUGUUGGUUAUUGUCCUCAU